Doryrhamphus excisus (bluestripe pipefish) is the source of this 1926-nucleotide messenger RNA. The record is from RefSeq and is a predicted model, not a curated record. NCBI's taxonomy places the organism in Eukaryota, Metazoa, Chordata, Actinopteri, Syngnathiformes, Syngnathidae.
GCUGGGAGAGGACCCGGAUGUUGCAGGUUGACUUCGAAAACAUGACAUCAUCGCUGAAGACUCAGGGAACCACUCAGCAUGGAGAAAACGUUACUGCAUUGUCACUCAAGAUGCACAUCUCUGGUGGGACGCAAACCAGAGGCCAAGCUGAAAGGUCAGGUGGUGUGGGUGACAGGAGCCUCCAGUGGAAUUGGGGAAGAGUUGGCCUACCAGCUGGCACGAUGCGGCUCACGCCUCGUCCUGUCUGCACGCCGUGAGGGUGAGCUGAAGAGGGUGAAACGUCAAUGCUUGGAGUGUUCCAGUCUCAAAGAUGAGGAUAUUCUCAUUCUUCCGUUGGAUUUAUUGGAAAGGACUACCCAUGAAGCAAAAACCAAAGCUGUAAUUAAACACUUUGGACGGAUUGACAUCUUGAUAAACAACGGAGGCCGAAGCCAGCGCUCUUUGUUCUUGGACGCUGACGUGGAAGUGUACCAGGCCUUGAUGGACGUCAACUUCCUGGGUACCCUUUCCCUCACCAAGCAUGUGCUUUCUCACAUGACUCGGCGCGGCAUCGGCGCCAUCGUCACCAUCAGCAGCUUGUUGGGCCUGGCGGGGGGACCCUUAGCCACAGGAUACGCUGCGAGCAAGCACGCUCUGCAGGGCUUUUUCAAAUCCCUUCAAGCGGAGCUGUACGACUACCCCAACAUAUUCAUCAGCACAGUGUGUCCAGGGCCUGUGCAAUCAUUUAUAGUACACAACGCUAUCAGAGAAAACCUGCACAAGCCCGUGACUUCAGCUGGUGACCAGAUGCACAAGAUGCCCACAAGUCGCUGUGUUUCUUUAAUACUAGCGGGAAUGGCCAAUGGCGUCAAGGAAAUGUGGAUUGCACAGCAGCCCUUUUUGACAUAUUACUACAUUUGGCAGUACACCCCCACAUUGGCAUGGUUUAUAACAAAGAUCCUGGCCAAGAAAAGAGUGCAGAAUUUUAAAGCUGGAGGGGAUGCAGACUCUGCCUAUUUCAGCAAGCCCAAGAACUCCUAAAAUGUUGCUUUCUGAUGAAAUGUAAACCGAGACAUCUUCAUACAAUCUAUUUUAUUCUAAGUAUAUACAGGUAGACAUAUAUAAAAAUGAACCAUAUGUACAAGGCUAUGGUCACAUUUGUUGAAGUAUUAUUUUAAAAGUUGUAAACAAGUGAAGUGUAAACAAAACAAUAGCACUAAACGCUUACAACGAUACAUACCCAAGGCACAUCCUUGAUAUCGCAACAAAAUAAAUGGAUUUUGUGUCCCUUUUUAGCAGGCGGGGAGGGGCAAAAUAAAAAAACGGUAAUUUAAAAACAGCAAAGCUGAAUCUGACCUCAAAUGACAGGUAGGCAUGUUUAUAAAAAUAAAAAAUAAAAAUAAACACCCAAUGUGCUUCUGUUGAAUGUAUCCCCCAAUUAGCUACGCUAUGAGUGUUCAUGUUUCCUCUAAAAUGGGAAUCUUGUAGUUUGAUUGUAUUUUUGCUUCUUCCUUUGUUGUACUGUAACUGAAGCACCAUAACUGAAUCCUAUUAUUAACAACAACUAGGGGUGUAACGAUUCAUCCACUAUUGGUAUCGAUUUAUAUUACCUAUGAUCAGUGUUCCGCAAGUUGCCAUUCCGGACGACAUAUCGAUCUAACAUAGUUUAAAAGGUAAUCAAAUACAUAGAAACUAGGAAAUAAAGCACUGGAUUUAAACAUGGCAGAGUUCAUUCGAAUGUGUGUGUAUUUUUUUAAGCACUUUUAAUGAUAAAGACGUCAAAACUUUACUUAUGUAACAGUUUGAUUUGGCGUAAGUUGAUAUGAAUCGUGAUCGGAAUCGAAUCGUUACACCCCUAAAAACAACAAAUGUUCCAAUAUUCUACCAAAAAGAUCCCUUUGGUCUUAAAGGAAAACUUGCCUUUUUUUUUUUUAUUUUGCCCAUCAU